GGACCUGCGCUGCGCCUCCAGGAGGGGUGCGCCUGCGCAUUGUGCUGGUCUCCACGGCGCGGCCUCGGAGCCAAGACGAGAGAACAUGCUACCGUGAAGGCACAGUCACAGCUUUCACAUAAGCACGCGGCUGGCACUGUUAUAAUUUAGUGCCCCAAAGGAAGACCCUCAAUGAACGGGCAUUUCUGAGGCAGAGUACAUAGGCAUCUGGACUUGAGACUUGAGCCACUGCCUGAAGGUAUGGUGAGAUCAACAGAGGAAGAGACAAUUGACAUUGGGAAACCAGCCCACUAUUCACAGUUCUCAAAAGGAGUGGCCAUGCUGUACCACAAAGUGCCAACAAUAUAACACCAAGGUCAGUGCCAUUAACUAAUCAGAGAAAAUGGAACUGAAUGUGAAGCCAGCAUGGAGCAGCGUCAUUCCUUAGCGGGCAACUGUGACGAUGGUGAGAAGUCAGAAAGAGAGGCUCAGGGAUUCGAGCAUCGGACCUGUAUGGACUCUGGGGAUCCUUCCUUUGGGCAAAAUGAUCCCCCUACCAUUUUGCCCAUUACUGCUCCUAAAACAUAUGAUUCACUCACAUCACAGGAUAUGCCAGAGACACUGACUGACACACAGGCCCUUCAUGAAGAGCAAUUUCAUCUUUUGGACCAAAAUGGGCAGCCUAUUCAAUAUGAUCUUCAGUCUUUGGGAAAUUCUACUGCACAAAUGACAGGGAUGGAGCAAGUGGCCAUACCUCAGGAGCCCUUUGCAGAUGAACAUAGCCCUCAAGAUAUCUCUGAAGAGAAACCCACUGGUGUAAGAGCAGAUGUUCUCGAAGACAGCACCAGCAAUUACGGCCUUCGCUCACCAGCAUCCCUCGUGCUACCCAAAAAGGCAGGAGCCAGACUUGUUGAAGAACCUUUGCUGGCUCCUCUCCAGCCACUUUCUUGUAACACACCCAUGUGGGCCUGCCGUCUUAGGAGUUGUGAGAAAAUUGGAGAUUCCUACCGUGGCUACUGUGUAAGUGAGACUGAAUUAGAAAGUGUCCUAACUUUUCACAAGCAGCAAACACAGACUGUCUGGGGUACUCGCCAGUCUCCAAGCCCAGCCAAACCUGCCACACGCUUGAUGUGGAAGUCUCAGUAUGUCCCAUAUGACGGAAUCCCAUUUGUCAAUGCAGGAAGUCGAGCUGUGGUAAUGGAGUGUCAGUAUGGACCAAGGAGAAAAGGUUUUCAGUUAAAAAAAAUCAGUGAGCAAGAAAGUAGGUCUUGUCAUCUCUAUAAAGCUACUUGUCCAGCCAGGAUAUACAUUAAAAAGGUACAGAAAUUUCCUGAAUAUAGAGUACCUACAGACCCCCAAAUUGACAGGAAGAUAAUCAGACUGGAGCAGGAGAAAGCCUUCACUAUGCUGAAGAAGAACCUGAUGGAUGCUGGUGGUGUACUUCGAUGGUAUGUGCAGUUACCUACACAGCAAGCUCAUCAGUAUCAUGAAUCAGAGACUCCUGGUGUCCCUUUGUCACCGUCACCUUUUCCUAUGUCUCCUCUUGAAGAAGAGGAAGCUAUAGUCAGAGAUGAGAACUGUGCGUUGCCCUCUCGUCUCCACCCGCAAGUAGCGCAUAAGAUUCAGGAACUAGUGUCACAGGGAGUAGGACAAGUGUAUGCAGUAAGGAAGCAGCUAAGAAAAUUUGUGGAAAGAGAACUGUUCAAACCUGAUGAGAUACCUGAAAGACAUAAUUUAUCUUAUUUUCCAACUGUAAAUGAUAUAAAAAAUCAUAUCCAUGAGGUACAGAAAUCCUUGAGGACUGGAGAUGUGGUAUAUAACUCAGAGAUUAUUCCAGCAACGCUUCAGUGGACGACAGAUAGUGGGAACAUCCUCAGAGAGACUGUAACAGUUACAUUUGCAGAAGGAAAUUUACUAGGAGAACCGAUUCCCAGCAAAAUGGGAACAAGUCAGACACAGACUGCUGUGUCUCCAGAGCCACUUUCUUCAUUUCCACCCAAAAUAUUUACACACUUUCAGGCUUUGAAGUUACAGCCAAGACUCUCCUCUCCUGAUGGCUCACAAGCUUUGGUAUCAGUAGAUAGCCAUGCAUCCUCUAGUCCUCCUGGCCUUGUGGAUACUGUAGGAAAUGCUGAAGUGGAUAACCACUCUGUACUGCUUGGUCAGAGUCAAAACCCUGGGACAGAUACAUGCCUAACCCAAGACAACAGCACCUCCUCCUCCACGGGCCACCUCCCAGAAUCAGUUCCGAAUCCAGUUGCAGAGGAUCAGCUGCUGGAAGGUGAAGAUGUUGAGGAUGCAGGGAAUCCGGAAGGAAGUGUAAAUAGGACUCUGUUGGGAGAUGUACAAACCGUUCCAAUACAGAUCAUAGACAGCCGUCCAGUGCUUGUUGAAGAAAGUCUGUCUAAGAACCAAGUUAAACAAGAAACCAAUGAGCCAACACUGUCUACAGAAGCAAAAACUUUCCUGGACUGUAAAAAAAUAUCUGCUACAUAAAUAUUUUAAGUUUUUCAGAAUUUACAGCUCUGGCCCCUUCUGAUUUCUUAGUAGGUGGAGAUUGUCUGAGAUGGUGUAUCAAUCACUGGACCAGAAAUGUAUGAUGGGCAGUUUUGACUUAAAGCUCCAAUAUUUGUUGCCAAUUCUAUAUUUGUAUUUCCCUUAAGAAAUAUUUUACUUUAUUUUGUAUUCCUUUAUUAUUAUUAUUAUUAUCCAGUAAGGCAAAUAUUUUAAAAGAUCAUCUGAAGUUAUCCACAGUAAUUUAGUGUGAAUGCAAAUAGUUAUCUCGCCAAGUUUUGGUUUUUACAAGACAGAAAAGACCAACAAUAAAAGCAGUGUGUAAGUGCAUGUCUAGGUGUGUCAGAAAAUUUAAAGUUGUAAGAACAGUUUUGAUUAACUGACAGGUGAGAAACUAUUUAUCAUCUGUUUAUUUGGAAAGGUAGAGCAAUAGAUGUGUAUGGUAGCACAGAGCCACCAAACACCCCCCCCCCCCAAUGCUGCAUUUGCAGUUUAUCCUUGGCUUACAUCUUUAACUGUAAAUGAGUGGUACUGAAGGUCAUCUGUCAGACAUUUCAGUGACUUGGAAAUAUUAAAACAUUGAAUUAAUCACACAUUGAAAUAACACAAAUGAAUGUAAAUGACGUGUAUGUUAUAUGGGACUGGAGGUAAAUCCCUACCUAGGAAUAGAAACAUGAAAAAUUCAGAGAUUUGGGGAAAUGUUAGAAUUUCCUACUAUUUAUAGAUCAUUUGGGGGAACUUUUGAUGGUAGAAAAAUUGUUGUUGCUUUUUAAAGAUUCAAUUUUGACUAGAAAAUAAUUUAAAUAGUAUUUACAUUUUUUUCUGUACUAGAGUUCUUUCUGAAUUGAUAGUAUUACGAUUUAUAUAUUUCAAGGUAAGUAUAUAUAGCUUAAAAUUUAGUUCAUAUUUGAAACUUAAAAAUGUCUGAUCCGAUAUUUACUCAUUAAAUAAGUAUAUUUAUAUUUAUACCUAGUACCAAAUAUCAAGUAAUUAGUAUGUUCAUUAUAACCUUGUUUUUAUGGAAGAUUGACUAGGUAGAAAUUUCAAAUGUAACUGUCCUGAAAUAAGCAAGCUGAAUGUAGUGGUACACACCUGUAAUCCCAGCACUGAGGAGGCCAAGGACUCAGAUUGUAAAUUCAAUUAGCCUAGGUUAUAGAGCAAGACCUUACUAAGAAAGAAAGAGCGGAUCACCUAGAAGAUUCUUUUUCUGGAGAUUCAUUUGUGAGUUACUUACUUUUUUUUUUUUUUUUUUUUUUUGUCUUUUCGAGACAGGGUUUCUCUGUGUAGCCCUGGCUGUCCUGGAACUCACUCUGUAGACCAGGCUGGCCUGGAACUCAGAAAUCCGCCUGCUUCUGCCUCCCGAGUGCUGGAAUUAAAGGUGUGUGCCACCACCGCCUGGCUAACAUUUUUAUUUUUAAAAAUAAGAAGUUCAAGUGGAUAUUAAAGUUUAAUAUUCAAAGCAUGAACAAUAUAAUUUGAUAUUUGUCCUUAAAACUUUACAUGGAUUGACUUUCCUAAAAUCUAAUUUCCCAUUAUUAUUCACUUUGCUUUGGGUACAUGACCUGUACCUAAAGAUAAAGCUCUGUUAUUUUAAAAGUAGGCAGAACUCUAAAAUUCAUUAUCUUUACAUCUGUAUCAUUGUCAACAUAACGUUUAUUAUAUCUUAUUGAAAGCAAAGUUCAUAUAUAAUUAUAUGUAUGAUUAUUCGUAGGAACUGCUUUUCUUCUUUUCUUUUUUCUUUCUUUCUUUCUUUUUUUUUUAAGAAAAAAACUAAAGAUAUCUGUUGCCAGUAUUUAUAGCAGCGGGCUACUAAGCCUGAAUAUAUUACAUUAAGUUUAAUACAAUUCGUAGUCACUUCAAAACCCAGGUUCUCUUAGUCUGUGUGUACUUAAGAGGAAUGAAAUCAAAUUAGUAUAUAGUUUAGGACUGUAUAGGUAAUGCUCUUUUGUUAUCCAUGUUAUAGAAACUGUUUUUCAAGAACAGAUAGGUUUUCAUCUUCCAAUAAUGAUUACGGUUUAUUGCUAAAUAUCUUACAUUCCUUUUUUAUUUGGACUGCUAAGGAGAAAUGCUUGUUAAGAAACAAACUAGUCAAUUUCCAGUGCGGAGAGAAAGAGCAGAGGACCCAGCGGUUACUGUGUAAUCAGGAACAAGUACAGUGAGGAUGUGUUUCUGCCACCUCAUUCCGCCAGGUGGCAGGCACCUAUAGUCCCAGUGCAUCUCUGUGAGCUCCAGGGGAGCCCGGCCCACACAGUGAGAUCAGGACAGCCAGAGCUACAUAGUGAGGCCCAGGAAGAAAGAAAAGAGAUAACAUAUUUCUGUCACUUCAUUCUGUUUGAAUGGGUCUUAUGUUAAUAUUUUUUAUUAUGAGAACAGAAAGUUACAUACAUUCUUCCCACAAACAAAAAGAAAACAGAAAACUGAAUACUUAUAUCUCUAAUUGUAUAUUUUUGCUUUCUUAGGUAGAAACUGGAACUAUUAAUAUUUUUGAGUAUUUAAAUAAGUAGUUUUUAAAAAAUGGUAUCUAAAUGAGUUUAAAAAUGUAUUUGUCUUCUAAACUCAUGUAUAGUCACAACAUGUCAGUGUUGGCUAAAGGUGCUUAGUACCAGUUUUUGAAAACUAUGUUUACAUAUUUAAAUAUUUAAUUCUUUACAAAUGUACAAGAUCUUAAACAAAAGUGUAUAAAAAUUUCAGUAUCUGUAUUUGGCGUUCUCUUAACAACUCCACAGCAAAAUUUGGCAAUACUCUUUUGUUCAUGUAUUACAAGAUGUAGUAUCUGUAGUGGAAAGCUGGACAUUUAAAAUAAGCAGUUAGAAAAUCAUAAUCAUAGCCUGGCUUGUUUCUCUGCAGUUUUCAUGGUCUAGGCCUCCAGGUAAACUUAGUAUAUACCCAGGAAAUUACAGAUAAACAACCACAGGAGACUUGACCCUCGGUAGUAAUUUUCUGUGUAAGCAGCCAAUGUACUUAGAGAGCUUUAACAUCUUAUGCAGAGUGAAUGUUUCCUAACUGAUAGGAAACAUAAGCUUGGAGAUCCGGUCCUGCAUUGAAGUUUUUAAUUUUAAGCCCCAGCUUGUGCUUUAUCUUGCUUAUAUCCUGUCAAGCUAUAUACUUAAUCAUGUGGGUUUGAGAUAGUGUUUGCUUUAUACUAGAUUUGUAAAAAGAUUUUAAAAUAUGUAUGUAUAUAUUGUAACUUGAUGUACAGUGUUCUUAUUAUAAUGUAAUUUUUAUUAAAAAAUUCUGUUUUUUUCUUA
Molecule: messenger RNA, 5741 nt
Organism: Mus musculus (house mouse)
Lineage: Eukaryota; Metazoa; Chordata; Mammalia; Rodentia; Muridae
Gene: Carf
Product: calcium response factor
Exons: 17
Coding region: 406-2475 (689 amino acids)
Cellular component (GO): nucleus
Molecular function (GO): DNA-binding transcription factor activity
Source: RefSeq, a predicted model, not a curated record